Ambispora gerdemannii is the source of this 1170-nucleotide messenger RNA. The record is from the annotation of a GenBank genome assembly. NCBI's taxonomy places the organism in Eukaryota, Fungi, Glomeromycota, Glomeromycetes, Archaeosporales, Ambisporaceae.
AUGUCCGUAACAGCUUCAAACACUAAACCCAACCCUUACAUCACACACUCGAGCGUAAUACGCUUCGGACCCGACCCAUUUACAGAUUCAACUGUCGACAACAAUACAACUACAACUGUUACUACUACUGAUACCUUACAUAGACCUUUCGAACGUCGGUAUACUCCCAUAUCACCGUCGCCUUUAGCACAAUCCGAAAUGUCUUAUCACACAGAAGAGCCUGUACUUGCCGAAUUACUUCCAAACCAACAACAACCAACACCACAACGUUUAAGUUAUUACAAUUAUAACAAUCGACGAGAACGAAAACGCACAUGUGUUGAGAAUAAUCGAAAAAAACAAUUUUUUGAUAAAAUUGACCAAUUAGAUUUAAGUGAUAUUUAUGGAGGAAUAACCUUGCAUCAUGAGAGUCCAUACGAUUGUGUUUUGCCAUACCGAAAUGGCAAUGCACAAGCACCAGUAUUAGCAUUCCAACAAAGUGAAGAAAAUAACUACAAUGAAUCAAGGCUGUCAUUCCAACCAAGUCAACAAUUCGACCAAGAUGUUAAUCCGGAACACAACAAGGAAGUGUAUCGUAAAUCUACUAAUAAUCGAUAUACUGCUUAUGAUCCGCUACAAUAUAUGGACAGUUUCUUGGAAGGCUCAACUGCAUACGGCAUACACCCCGAAGGCGAAGAGGAUAGACGAGGCAGCCGUUUACGAGAAAGAAUGAAUGUUUUUGAUAACAAGAAACCAAAUUCACCCAGAUUUUCAAGAGCUAUAUCGUCACCUGGAGAAGAAACUUCAAAACGUUACACUGGAUUAAUUGCUCCAACCCAAUUAUUUAAUAGGUUCCGACGUCCAUCUACUGAAGCAGGAGGUGAUGGUAUUAGCUCUAAUAAUAACUUACCGAAACAUGGACGAUCAAUUAGCGAUAGUAACAUGAAAUCGAGUCAAGCUAAUAAUUCCCCAUUACAACCAAUUCAACCUCGAUCUCGACAAGAAUCACAAUCACCUCCAUUACCUGUUCCAGAAUUUAGUUACUCAAUACAAGAUGAAAAUAAUAAUCAUCAUAAGUUACAACCAACACAAACCUCGAAUGAAUAUCUACGACCAAAUUCCAGGGAUUCGAAAAAGAAAGGAAAUAAUCGUACUUCUUGGGUGCAAAGAAUUACGAGUAUUGGUCGAUGA